GAAAAAUCAUCAUAUCGUGGUUUUUUGAUUUUUUGUCGUGACGAAGUCAUUACCUUAUCAUCGAUUUCAAAAGACUUGUUUUACCUUGAUGAUUUUUGGUCUUUAAAGCUUUUGAAAGAAGCGGAGAAUUUUGAAUCGAAUAAAAUUAAUUUUGAUGAUUUAAAAGAAAAG
Funneliformis geosporum is the source of this 171-nucleotide messenger RNA. The record is from the annotation of a GenBank genome assembly. Lineage: Eukaryota; Fungi; Glomeromycota; Glomeromycetes; Glomerales; Glomeraceae.